CCCCCCCCCUCCUCCUUCCCUCUUUCACUGUAAGGUCUACCUGUUGUAUUCGGCGCAUGCGAUUUGAUCUUAUUUUCGUGGCCAGAUUUUGGGCCAGAUUUGUUUUGCCUCUUGCUCUCUGCACUCACGCAUGUGCAUCCGAAUUUUACGUCAUCUAGAUUCUACUGAAAGCUUCCGAAAGCGACGUGGCUCCUCUUAGCUACGUCAGUGCCUAGCUACUUCAUCUAUUUAUUCUCAGAGAUAUUCGUUUGGACGCGUUGAUAUAGUAACGUAGCUCGGACGAACCAUCAUGGACCAGGUUAUGCAGUUCGUUGAGCCCAGUCGGCAGUUCGUCAAGGACUCCAUAAGGCUCGUUAAGAGGUGCACCAAACCAGACAGGAAAGAAUUCCAGAAGAUCGCCAUGGCAACAGCGAUUGGGUUUGCCAUCAUGGGCUUCAUUGGGUUCUUUGUCAAGCUCAUCCACAUCCCCAUCAACAACAUCAUUGUGGGCGGCUGAACCUCUGGAGGUGUGAUACAAGUACAGAACUACAAUACCCAGUGACCUGAGACAGUGGGGAAACGUGGAAUAGUGGUGGUGGGGGGGGUGAAGGGAUGUGAUUUUUGUUUUUACAUUGUGUGCAUUGUUUAUUUGGCUGUGUUAAUAAAUUGAAGAAAAAGCUG
Oncorhynchus masou masou (cherry salmon) is the source of this 660-nucleotide messenger RNA. RefSeq names its product protein transport protein Sec61 subunit gamma. Gene Ontology annotation, molecular function: transmembrane protein transporter activity. The record is from RefSeq and is a predicted model, not a curated record. Gene Ontology annotation, biological process: protein targeting; post-translational protein targeting to membrane, translocation. The transcript has 4 exons. NCBI's taxonomy places the organism in Eukaryota, Metazoa, Chordata, Actinopteri, Salmoniformes, Salmonidae. Gene Ontology annotation, cellular component: membrane; Ssh1 translocon complex. The coding region runs from base 290 to 496 and encodes 68 amino acids.